This is a messenger RNA of Dunckerocampus dactyliophorus (ringed pipefish), 7307 nucleotides long. Its product is annotated as zinc finger MIZ domain-containing protein 1-like. Gene Ontology annotation, biological process: protein sumoylation; regulation of transcription by RNA polymerase II. NCBI's taxonomy places the organism in Eukaryota, Metazoa, Chordata, Actinopteri, Syngnathiformes, Syngnathidae. The transcript is spliced from 20 exons. The coding region runs from base 2571 to 5399 and encodes 942 amino acids. Gene Ontology annotation, molecular function: zinc ion binding; SUMO ligase activity. The record is from RefSeq and is a predicted model, not a curated record.
AAUGAAUUCAAAUGAAUUGGAAUAAAAAUAUUUCUUAAAUAUUGGAAUAUUUCUUGAAUAUAUAUAAAGAGUAAUUCUACCAGAGAUGGCAGCAUUAUCAAGAGAUGAUUUAGGCCAAAAACUAAUUUUCAUCAAAAAAUGACUGAGGCCAUUAUUUUAAUAUGGUGACAAUAUUUGAAAUGAUUUGUUAAUUAAUGAAUCAUUUUUCCUUUUAGUUUUUACAUCAGUCAAGGACAUUUAGCUUGAUGAUCUAAGAGGCAAGUAUCCACAUUACUUUAUGCUCGUUGCCAUUUAAUAGCAACACAACCGCUCAGCAUUUACAAUCCAAUCAAAAUCCGUACUGUGGCACUCUUUCAGUACAAGUUGGCUAUUACUUUUCUUGGCUCAAACACUUAUCAGAACCAAAAUAUUGGACAUUUUCUAGUGAAAGUUGAAGACUAGACUAAGGGGUCCUGUGCAGGUCACAACCACUAGGGGGCAUAGCUUCACAAUAUCAAGGCUUUGCUGUGAUGUGUGAUGUGCGAUGUGCUAAGCAGCGGUAUAUUCCUGAGUUUGUUUCUUUGAUUUUGACUUUACAGCAUCUUUCAUCUUUAAAUGCAAUUUCCGAGAACGUCGACGACAUGCGUUUCAAUUAUGACGCGUGACGUAACAAAUAACGCAAUCAACGUGGCGCUCGUACUUGUCUUCUUUUAAUGGCUUAUCACAACAGAAAUAUUGGACAUUUCCUGAAAGAGGUGACGAAAGGCCAAGCGAAGCACUUACUCACUUCAUCCUAUCCUGUCCUUGCAUGUUAUCCAGGGAUUGUUAUGAUAUGCGGUUUUGUCCUGAAUUCAUUUAUUUCGUUGGUGUUUCCACUUUACGACAUAUUUCAACUCUUAGAUGGUAUUGCUUCACAUUUAGUUUCAAAUAUGCAGAAGAAGGUUACAUUAAAGUAUUGCUAUAUCUAUAGUACAUCAGCUAUAUACAGUAGCUACACUUGACAUGUUUUCAUUAGGACAGUAAUCCCUCGCCACGUUUCAGAAGUAUAGGAAUACAUCAUGCUGUUCUGUGGUUGAAUACAGCCUAUCAUGAGUCCAAAAGUUUGCCUAUUGAAGCACAUUUUACACAUUUUUUGCCUAAAUUAUGCAUUGUCAAGCACAGAAAUGGCUAAAAGAAGUAAAAUACUAAUAAAAGGUACUCGGAAGACGCAUUCAAAGACGCUACUAUGAUAUGUAGUAUUCUACACUGGCCACUAGGUGUUUAAUGUUGUGCGAGACACACAAGCACCAGACUUGAUUGCCGGAACAACAGGUUUUUAUUGCAGGUUUGAAUUAUUUCAGAACAGGCAAAAUAAUUCCCUAACACGGGCUAUUGUUGUGUCCGUAACCCAAACUUCCGGUCCUCCCCCCACUCAGCUUCCCUUACAGCAACACACACAAGCGCAAGUCUUAUUUCUAUCUUAUUUUCUUUCUUUCUUUCUUAUUAUGUCCACUGCAUUGGGUAUUACUAGCGUAAAGGUGACUAUCGGGGUGUCACUCCAUGUCUAGAGGGCUCUAACAAUGUUAAAAACAUAUGUAGAAGUGUUGUAAACAGGUUUUCUACAAACUCUUCUAUUGCAUUUACAAAUAAGCAAUGGUACCUGUUGGGAAUACACUUAUCACAAUCACGUCUGGAACCAAUUAACCGCAAUAAAUGAGGGGUUACUGUAUUGCUAUUGUUAUUACUUUAUAGUCCUAUUAUUAGAUAAUUUUAUGUUUAAAAAUAUUAUUCCAAUUACAGUAUAGUAUUAUUCAUCGCCAGAGAUUGCUACAUUUGACACAUUAUUAUUAUUAUUAUUAUUAUUAUUAUUAUUAUUAUUAUUAUUAUUAUUAUUAUUAUUAGCUAUAGCUACACUAGAGAUGUUUAUAUUAUUCAGAUGAUUUUCAAAUAUCUGUGUUCAUCCAAAGAGCCUGGCUGGUGAGCUCUAAUUGGCCCCUCCUCCUCAUCUUCCAUGCAUCAGGAAGCCACAACACUAAGCCUCUUCCUCCUCCUCCUCCUCCUCCUCCUCCUCCACCUCCUCCUGCAUGCCCUUAAUGACUAUUUUUGGUGGAUUAAGUGGUGUAAAGAACACAGCUUGGAAUUGCUACGUUUAUAUACCUGUAUACAGUCUAUAUACUGUACAUGACGCUGGGCAUGCCCUCUUGCUGCUUUUCAAUGAUUUUGAUGGAGUCUUGUGUUAUUUGAGUGUGGACUGAGGCCAAGAACCAGGCUGUCUAGCACAUUAGGCACCACCCCCUCUUUGGAAGUUUGAAAUGUGAGCUGCCUUUUUUUUUUUUUUUUUUACUCCCCUCCCCUCCUGUCCUGUCUCCCUUCUGGCUGUGUGGCUCUGCUUCUGUGUGAUGUGUGUAUUGGGAGAGCAAGCAAUGGAUCACUAGACAGAAAACAGGAGAUACAUCAAUAGCAGCUGCAUACAUACAUACUGAGAAACCAACUGCUGCAGGAGGUGUCAGUCUGACUCAGCUCUUCUGUCGUCGUGGUGUGAGGAACUGGGACGCCUUCUCCUCCUCCGUCACCAAAAGAACCGGCAAAACGAGCCUCCAGGAAAAGUGCCCAUGCAGCCCCCAAUGAGCUCCAUGAAGCCCGGCCUCUCACACGGAGAUGGGUCUUUUCCCUACGACUCGGUCCCCUGGCAACAGAACACCAACCAACCUCCAGGCUCGCUCUCCGUGGUGACCACGGUCUGGGGCGUCACCAACACCUCGCAGAGCCAGGUUUUGGGGAACCCCAUGACCAACAACAGCAACCCCAUGAACCCAGGAGGCAACCCCAUAGGUUCGGUGAUGUCAGGUAACAAUCCAGGGAUGAACCCCUCGCAGUUCACCGGUCCUCAGCAGCAAUUUCCCAACAAAGGCAACUCCAACCAGGGUUACAUACAGCAGGCCAUGUACGGGCGCCCUAACUACCCCGGUGGUGGGGGCUUUGGCGGCAACUACCAUGGGGGCCCUAAUGCUGGACCCGGAGGCAUGGGCAUCCCUCCACACUCCCGUCCACCAUCGGACUUCACCCAGCCAGCUGCUGCUGCCGCGGCUGCUGCUGUGGCUGCGGCUGCCGCCACGGCGACCGCUACUGCCACCGCCACAGUCGCCGCUCUGCAGGAAACUCAGAAUAAGGACAUGAAUCAAUAUGGACCUAUGAGUUCGUCUUUCCAGAUGGGACCAAACCAAGCGUACAAUAGCCAGUUCAUGAACCAGCCAGGACCCCGUGGACCCCCAUCUCUCCCUGGCAACAUGGGCUCAGGGUUGACUGCAUCCAGUAUGAGCGGACCCCCAAUGGGGAUGAACCAGCCCAGGGGCCAAGGCAUGGGGCCCUUUGGGGGCCACGGCCAAAGGAUGCCCCAGCAGGGGUAUGCUGGACCCCGGCCGCAAGGCAUGCCUAUGCAAGGCAUGAAGAGGCCAUAUCCCGGGGAGCCUAACUAUGGGGGGCAGCAGUAUGGACCAAACAGCCAGUUCCCCAACCAGCAGGGCCAGUACCCGACACCCAAUGCUUCCAGGCCGCUGCCGUCCAACAACUACCCCAGUCAACGGAUGCCAGGACAGCAGCUGCAGUCCCAGUAUCCACCACCGAGUGGUCCUAUGGGACAGUAUUAUAAGCAAGAGCCACCUUUUAACGGCCAAACCAACAACUUCUCUGGGAGUGGUUAUCAGUACAACCAGGGGAAUAUGAAUGGGCCACCCAGACCGAUGGGCAGCUACCCCCACUCUCCAGUACCGGGAAACCCCACCCCUCCAAUGACCCCAGGAAGUAACAUCCCUCCAUACUUAUCACCGAAUCCGGACGUGAAGCCGCCGUUCCCUCCUGACAUCAAGCCAAAUAUGUCCGCUCUUCCUCCACCACCAGCCACCCACAACGAGGAGCUGCGCCUCACCUUCCCAGUGCGUGACGGCGUGGUCCUGGAGCCCUUCAGGCUCGAGCACAAUCUGGCUGUCAGCAAUCAUGUGUUCCACUUACGGCCCUCAGUGCACCAGACUCUUAUGUGGAGGUCAGACCUCGAGCUGCAGUUCAAGUGCUACCACCAUGAGGACCGCCAAAUGAACACCAACUGGCCGGCGUCUGUGCAAGUAAGCGUCAACGCCACACCUCUUACCAUCGAGCGGGGGGACAACAAGACGUCCCACAAGCCCCUACACCUGAAGCACGUCUGCCAGCCAGGCAGGAACACCAUCCAGAUCACAGUCACCGCCUGCUGCUGUUCGCACUUGUUCGUGCUGCAGCUGGUCCACAGGCCGUCGGUCCGGUCCGUCCUCCAGGGUUUACUGAAGAAGAGACUAUUACCCGCUGAACAUUGCAUCACCAAAGUCAAGAGGAACUUCAGCAGCGUAGCAGUGUCCUCAGGCAGCGGCGCCCUCAAUGGCGAGGACGGCGUGGAGCAGACGGCCAUCAAGGUGUCCCUCAAAUGUCCCAUCACCUUCCGGCGAAUACAGCUGCCUGCAAGAGGCCACGACUGCAAGCACGUUCAGUGUUUUGAUUUGGAGUCGUAUCUACAACUGAACUGCGAGCGAGGCACAUGGCGAUGCCCCGUAUGCAAUAAAACAGCUUUGUUGGAAGGCCUUGAGGUGGACCAGUACAUGUGGGGCAUCUUGAACGCCAUCCAAAACUCUGAGUUCGAGGAGGUGACGAUCGACCCCACAUGUAGCUGGCGGCCGGUGGCCAUCAAGUCCGAAAUCCACAUCAAGGAGGACCCUGAUGGUCCUCUGGCAAAGAGGUUUAAGACCAUGAGCCCCAGCCAGAUGAUCAUGCCCAACGUCAUGGAGAUGAUCGCCCAGCUCGGUCCAGGACCCUCGCCGUACAUGUCUCAGCAAGGGGGCAACACCAGCGAAUACGGCAGUCAAGGCAACAACUACCAAGGCCACGGCAACUUCGACUUUCCUCACGGUACGCCGGGCGGGACAUCGAUGAAUGACUUCAUGCAGGGCCCCCAGCUGUCCCACCCGCCCGACAUGCCCAAUAGUCUGAUGACGCAAGACAAACCUCUUUCACACAGCAUGGCCGACUCGAUACCUCACUCUUCCAGCAAUGAGCAGUCACAAGGUCCAUUGCAGCACAGCUUACAUGGUUCCCCCCACCCGGUGAGCCAAUCGGGGCAGCAGCUCCACCACAGCGGACCCCCGCCAUCCUCGCGACAAGCUCCGCCCCCUCCUCAGCAGCAACAACAACAGCAGCAGCAACAACAGCAGCAGUCUGGCCCCAACAGCCACCCCCAUGGCGACCUGACCUUCAACCCCUCCAGUUUGGACAGCCAAGCCGGCUCGGACAUGCCGGAACCUUCUUUAGACCUUCUUCCAGAGCUGGCCAACCCGGACGAGCUCCUGUCCUACCUGGACCCCCCGGACCUCCCCAGCAACAGCAACGAUGACCUCCUGUCUCUGUUUGAAAACAACUGAGGCGCGUGCCGGGGGCGUGGACUUUUGCACCCGGACACACACUCCGUACUUGACGAACACAAAGAUGCACUCCCCCUUCUCUUCUUCCUUCUUGUACAGUUUUACUUGGGGGCGGGGGGAAAAACAAAACUCACAAAAGACACGUCGGAGGUCCUUUGGAACUGUGCAGCUAUAAUCCCUCGUUUUUUUAACACGUACACUUGUAGCAUUUUUAUCCAGACGGAAAAUUCCUCCAUGUUAUUCCGUUGGGAAAGGCCGCCACACAUCAUUUAAUAGCACACAAGAUCAAUACAAUGCAAAAAAAAAAACAAUGAAGAUUAAUUCAUUUUCGAUUCAUUAUGUUCCCUUUUUACUAUAAUUGUGGUAUUUUUCGUGAAAAACUGGAAGGCCGAUCAGUUUUUUAUGUUUCUACGUAGUCAUGAGUCAUUAAUCUGUUAAUUACCUCAAUCCAUUAAUUGAAGCAUUUAAUUAUCAAAACAAUUGUUGCAAAAGACCAACUAAAAUAUUUCUCUUGAUUUAACGGUUAAAAAUUAUUUUGUAAAUGGCAGAAAAUACUGACUUGACUAUUCUAAAGCAGAUACUUUUUUUUUUUUACCUACUUUUGUGUGUUAGGUAAUAUCUUGCAGCAUUUUUUUUCUAAUUUUUUUUGUAAUGCCAGCCGUCGUUUUCCCACACACAGUUCAUCACAGCCUGGCUAAAUUUGGACUUGGUCAUUUCUUUCAGUAAAAUGAACAUCUUUUAGCUGGAAAGGAACGUUGAGCAAUAUAAUCUAGAGUUUAGAUUAUGGCGAGAUCCUUUAGAAUAGUUCAAUAUAUAAUACGAUACGAUAACAUCAGUGAUAUUUAACAUUAGAAACAUCCCCCCAAAAAACAAUUAGGAAUGUUGAAUAUUUAUUAUUAAUAUUUUAACAGAUUGUCUUAUGGUGUUUUACCACUUUCUUGUAUCAUUUCCAGCUAAAUUAUACUAAUUUUACAUGUAAAACAUAAUUUUUUAGUCAAAAUUUGGGUGUAAGUGCAUGCAGAAAUGUGUAUUUUAAGGGUAUUUUAUAUUUAGAAAAUGCUGGAGGCCCUAAAAAAAAGAGUUGCAGACCACAAAUGGCUCCUGUGCCACACACUAGACACUGAUGUUGCUAAGUAAAGCGUUUUUCUACAUUCAGUUAAGACCACAAAGAUUCAUAGUCUGAAUUACAGGAGUUCAAUUAAUAUAUUUUAGCUACAAAUGACACAAGAAAGAGAGAGAUUAUGCAAGAGUGGAUUAGAAUGAUGCAAUAUAUAAAACUGUAUAUUAAUAUCAGGGAUAUUAAUCAUUAAAAAAAAUGUAAAAGAAAAAAAAUUAUAAUGAAUAUACCUAAUAUUCUGUUGUGUCUUUCCAGCUAAAAUCAUCUGUUUUAAAAAAAAAUCAAUUUCUCUAAUGGUAUGAAUCAUUUUGGUCUUUCAGUUAAUGGAGGAAAUGCAUUAUUUAGUUUUUUCUGCCAUUUAAAAACAUGAUAAAUAAUAAUAUUUAAAAAACAGCAUUAAUUUGCCUCAUAACUGCUCAAAGUCAAUUAAUCAAAUGCCAAAAGCCCUUGUCUUUAUCUUAUGUUUCUCGCUAGUUUUUUUGUUUAUUUUGUGCAAAACUGUAUCUCUCUCCCUCUUAAAUGAUGUGCUGAAGUGUGCCAACCAGUACAUUUCCAAGCUAAGCGUUUGUUUUUAAUUUGACAAUUUCAAUGUAAACACUAACAUGAAGGGAUAAUGCUCAUAUCAGUACGCACAUCAAUUUACUGGAUUUUGUUUUGUUUGUUCUGCCUCAUUACACCAUUUAUUUUGGGGAACGGCUCACCAAAGUUUGAAAAAUGAAGAGUGUGCGUGUGUGUGUGUGUGUGUGUGUGUGUGUGUGUGUGUGUGUGUGUGUGAAGGUCCUAUUUGACAG